Messenger RNA from Pocillopora verrucosa, 2648 nucleotides. RefSeq lists its product as uncharacterized. Lineage: Eukaryota; Metazoa; Cnidaria; Anthozoa; Scleractinia; Pocilloporidae. The record is from RefSeq and is a predicted model, not a curated record.
GUUAUACCCGGACUAAUAUGACCUGAAAAGCAAGCUCAUCAAAGACGCUCAGGAGUCAAUGAUUCACAUCACCUUUCUUCUCCAAAAUCCUGAAAUAGAUCAAGAUAAAACAGCUUGAAACAUUUGUUUUUCUGGUGAGCAGCAUGUGUCUUGAGAGUCCCCCUUUUAAGGGGAAAGAUAUAUACUGUAUACGAAAAAGCAAGGGAACUAAAAACCAACUUAAUUGCAACGAAUCAACUUAAAAACAACACCAGAAGCAAGACGAAUACUCGACUGAAACGAGUCAGACACUAAGGAAGAUACAUGAACUUCAACAAGCGACGAUUAUCUCAAACAGCCCCACUUUUAGGGGGAAAGAUUUAUACUGUAUACUAAAAAGCAAGGGGAUUAAAAACCAACUUUAUUGCUAUGAAUCAACUUAAAAAUAACACCAGAGGCAAGACAAAUACUCGACUGAGACAAGGGAGAAAGAAAGGUUGCAGCUGCUACCGCUUACCCAACACAACUACGAUCGGGAUCGACGUUCGUCGCAGGCUUUAUGAAGCAGAUAUGGGGCGAUGUGUAGAAACUUGCAACGCCACUGACUCAGACACCAUUACAGCUACUCCCGAGAAGAUGUCCAGUGGGUCCUCUUCAUGCAACCCGACUGAGGUGACCAGCAGAAGUUAUCCCCUCAUUGGUGGCUCAAAGUACAAGACCGCUAUUGCUAAGUGUGGCUAUCAAAAUACCUCUAGCGGCUGCAGUCGCCAAGCUUUGUUCAAAACCUUCUUUGACGGAACAUCGUACAGUAUUCGUCAUGACAUAGGUGUCUGCCAUGGUUCUUGUGGAAGCAGUGGACAUGCGUGCAAGGCCAUUGACAGCCUAAUGAUGGCCAUAAAAGGGCCAAAUGGAAAAGGUGAGCUAACUCAUCGCGUUAUUAAGAAGUGUGGUUGCGUAAACCCAAUUUGCCACCGCGUUGCUUUUCGUGAAGUUUUCAAGAGGAAGUCGGGCAACACGUGGAUCCAAGAGGAAAAAGAUGUUGGAACGUGUGUCGGUACUGGUUGCCCCAGGAGUUGUGUUCGCUGUUUCUUUGGGAACAAGUAUUGUAGCCAGCACUGCUUGGUUUUUCGCGAGAGGGCUUGUAUCGCCACCAACUACACCACAGAACAUGUUCACACGGGUGAUCACAAAGAGAAGGAGAUGCACAUCAUCACUGAAUGUGGAUGCAAGUAGAAAGGGAGUGGGGAGAGUCAUUAUGUCAUGAUAUCCCUCAGACUAAAAUGUUGACGACCAUUUCCUACAAAUAGUUUGAGUAGAUUUAAGGUGGUGAGAUGCAAAUAACUUAGUUUUCUUGUGUUUGUUUUGUUUUCUCCCCUUUUUUGGUUCUUUUUGUACCUGUCUAUAUCAAAAUAGUUGCGCCAAUAAUGCAAAAGAGACGGAAUUUUUUUUCUUGCUGGAAGUGGUGCAUAAAGGUUUCAUUGGAGUAAACUGUACUACUCCUAACCAAAACAAAAUUGCGUCUCCCCUACAUUCUCGGCGCGACUAUCAACUUAUACACAAAUGCAAAAAGAGCAAAAUAGGUGAGAAACAAAACAAAAACAAUCAAACAAGGAGAAGGAACGAAUUAUUUGCAUCCAUUACUUUAGUGAAAGUCUUGCUUAGAGUACAGAUUGAAAUCAAAUUAGUUUUGAAUUAUAUCACCUUUAACAGGAGAGUGGUUUUAAGCGAAGCAACAACGUGUUUUUCUUGUUUAGAAUUAUUUCAAGUCAACUUUUCGAAGUUAAGGCUUCGAUUUUUGUUUAUGUUGGUUUAUUUCUUUGUCAUCGUUUGUUUUCUUUCACACCGGAACAUUCCAGUGCAAAUAAAAGUAAUAAAUUAACAAAUGGAUUUUUUUUCCCUUAAAGAGGAGCGCAAAAAAGUAAUUUUUUCCAAAGUAUGUUUAAAUCAAUUUUUUUGUUUCUUCCCUCUGCUCUUAAGAUUCGUGCUCAUUCGUUUUUUGUAUUUGCUUCUUUUUUGUUUACCUUUUUUUCUUGUGACGAACGUCUCUACGGACUGAAUUUGUACUAGUUGUUGCUAUGCCAGUAUGUUUAAUCUAAAAUAACUUUUGACUAGUCUCAGUUCUUACUUAGAUACAUUUAAACUCUUUAUGAGAUUUAUAACUUUUUCCAAAGCAUUUCAAGAUCUCAAGCUAAUGAAUGUUUUUGGAGUGUGUUAAUGUUUUUUAUAGGCAGCUUUAUUGUAAGGAACAUUUUACUAAACUUGGUUUGUAGGUUUAAGUAACUAGUGUCGAAACUAUGUUAACUGAUUAUACUGCAGUUUAAAUAAAGCAAGACAAGGAGCAUUCAAAAGAUGUAAUGCGUCAAUGAUACCCAUCUACAAGCAUUUAUUUGGUGAGCUGGAUCCCACACGCAUAUUUACCUGUUGUUACUUAUGAUCUAUUGGAGUAUGCCUAGAUAGUAUCUCAAAAUAUCUGCUUCUUUUUCACAUAAAACAAGUACGUUCAACGUUCAGUGCUAGAUCACAGAAAACGUCAAUUGCAGUAACCAGCGUAAUAAGUUUCUUCCUUUUGCUUGCUCUAGCUUCAACCAUCUCGAGUUGGGUAUCCCUUGUUAAACAGUUUAAAUUUAGCGCUUCAGACAAGAACUCUGACAAGGCGCUAGCUCGGGUAC